This is a messenger RNA of Zychaea mexicana, 2096 nucleotides long. RefSeq names its product Mysoin-binding motif of peroxisomes-domain-containing protein. Bases 43 to 1983 code for a protein of 646 amino acids. Gene Ontology annotation, biological process: cell-cell adhesion. The transcript is spliced from 7 exons. The record is from RefSeq and is a predicted model, not a curated record. Gene Ontology annotation, molecular function: myosin binding. NCBI's taxonomy places the organism in Eukaryota, Fungi, Mucoromycota, Mucoromycetes, Mucorales, Lichtheimiaceae. Gene Ontology annotation, cellular component: plasma membrane.
CUUUUUUCUUUUAUUCCAUUUUGAAACCAACUAUAAUCAUUGAUGACAGAAUUCGUUGUAUACGAAGACACGCCUUUAGCUGAAUAUUUAACGUCGAUUGACAGUGUGGAAACCACUGUGAAACUACCUUCAUUACAGCGCGACAUGACUGAUAAGAAGAUGGGUGCAUCUUCGUGGAUUUCGCAACAGAUCCUCUUGCCGCGUUGGUCAGACGCUCUUUAUCACUAUUGGAGACGGUCUCUAUUCCAUGAUACGUUUUCAACAUGUCUCCCGCUCGCUGAAGAAACCGAGUUUGAAGAAAAGUUCAAAUAUCUCGUUGCCACGUCUCCACUGAUGAGCGAAGUUAUGUCUGUCCAUAACGCCAGCAAAAAAAAGCAUGCACAACAGCACAUGACCGCAACCGACUACUCGACCCCGACAAAGAAAGUGUUCCGAGCGGGCAGCAUAGGAACUGUCGCUACCAUAUCCGGCCUCUUGGUUGCCUUGGGCACAGAAACGAUCAUGAUCCAACAGCGACAACAGCAGCGGCAACAGCAACAACCUCCUUCACCAACAGCGCCAUUGAAAUUGAUUGCGACCCCAGCUUUGUCACUGACAAUGCUGCUUACUGGAGGUGUUUCCAUGUUUUUCGUCUAUCGACACAAGCGCCGGUCCGGGAUACGCCAACUGUAUCAGACCGCAUUAAACCGCUUACAAACACUGAUGGAACAAUCCGAGACGCUCGAUAGCAAAGUCCAUCGUACGCUGAUCACAAUCCAAGAAAUAGAGUUGGUUUCCCGCGGUUACAGACUAUCUACGCCACUUUCACCCAUCUCCCGCAUUGAACAAAGUAGCAAAUCCCGACGAUGCACUGCAUUACGAAACCAUUUAGCUGCCAUGCUACGCCGUGCAUUCAUUGUGUACGAAGAAGCCAUCAUUGAUCUGAUCGACCACGUCAACAAAAACAACCUGUCGCAUCUUUACGAUAUGUACAACGUACGCUCUGUCGCAUCAUUAUCAUCAAUCGAUCGGAUAGAAGAGGAUGAGAAUGGUGUGUCAGUGGAGCGCCUGCGAGCACUUGCACAGUUGAUGCACGCAAAACGACGAGAAUGUAUGAUGCAGCUGUUGGCUCUAGAUAUCAUGUCAGAAGGUCAUGAUUCGGUGCGUCGAGAUUAUGAGGCUGGAUGGCGAGGCGUGAAUACAGUGCUGACAAUGCUCGUGGACGAGACCAAGGUGUUUGUCAAGGAUAUUAUGGACGCAUUACAGACGGAAUUAUACAAACCUGUUGUUGAAUCACCUGCAUCGCUGAGCGCCAACGGCUCGGUGACCGACGGCAGAUUAAAACCAUUCUUGCAUAGAUUGGCUUCGUUGGAUCAACAGAUGCGGACCUUGGAAGCAAAGUUUUAUCUGUGCAAUGAUGAUAUUCGUCAGCUCACUUCAGCGGACAAUGGUGAAGGAAUCUCAAGUGUUGAGGAUCUACGAGAACGACUCAAGCGCGAAUACAUGUCGAUUCAACAAGACUUUAGCCAAAUGGUUGUCGAGUGGGAAGCUGGACGUGAGGCUCUAAUGGGAUUUCUCGAGCCGCCUGAGCUCGAUCCAUCGCCAUCGUCUUCAGCGUCGUCACACAAGCAAGGAAACAAUCUACCAUCACCUCUGCCUUCCCCGUCGCUAGAGGCACAGGACGGACAAAAGUUGUUUGAUUCCGAAGAAAACGGAGUUUUUGAUCUUCCACUACCGGCAAGAGCUUCCGUCUUUGAAGCUGUUGCGGAGACGGUUGAACGCAAUGCAAACGGACGGUCCACCAAGAGCCGAGCCGAGCGCAUUGCUGAAAUGCGUGCCAAGAGGGAACAAGAAGUUCGCCAACGGUCCACUAGAAUGGAUCCACAAAGUAUGGUUCAUGAGCUUAAGAACGUUCUUGAUAGGCGAGCAACCGAAUUUGAUCUUGAACCCCACCCUAACACCACCAGCAAUAAGGACGACACUAGCAAUGACGAUGCCAAUUAAUCCGCCACUAUAUUCCCCAGUUCACUCCCUCUCUUCAUCUUCACCCAUCCUCUACUACAUGCGCAAAUGCGUUCAUGAUACCCCCACUUUUUUCGUUGCAGUUUAGAAAAUUA